Ilex paraguariensis (yerba mate) is the source of this 1521-nucleotide messenger RNA. Lineage: Eukaryota; Viridiplantae; Streptophyta; Magnoliopsida; Aquifoliales; Aquifoliaceae. The record is from the annotation of a GenBank genome assembly.
CCUACAUCAUAAUCAGAGCGUUUCAAGAACUUCUGAAACUGGCUCUUCCGAUCCCUCCAUUCAAGUUGGAAGAACUGUUGGGGUAGAAUUGACCAUACGAGAAGCUAAACGCUUUGAGAUGGAAGAGCUGUCUUUGGCCACAAAAAAUUUUAGCGAUAGAAGUUUGAUUGGGGAAGGAAAAUUUGGGGAAGUGUACAAAGGCUUGCUUCAUGAUGGUAUGCUAGUAGCAAUAAAAAAGCGACCUGGUGCUCCUACUCGGGAAUUUAUUGAAGAGGUACGAUAUCUCUCAUCUAUUCAACACCGCAAUCUUGUAUCCCUCUUAGGAUACUGCCAGGAAAGUGAUCAACAAAUUCUCGUGUAUGAGUACAUACCUAAUGGAAGCGUUUCUAUUCACUUAUAUGGAUCUGGUCAGGUUUCACAAGAGAAGCUUGAAUUCAAGCAUAGACUUUCAAUAGCUCUAGGGGCAGCUAAAGGUUUGGCUCAUCUUCACUCCAUAAGCCCCCGUUUGUUACACAAGGAUUUCAAGACAGCGAAUGUUCUUGUAGAUGAAAAUUUCAUAGCGAAGGUUGCUGAUGCCGGACUUCGCAAUUUUCUUGGGAGAGGUGAUAUUGCAGGGCCAUCUUCUCAAGUAACAGAUGAUGAGAUAUUCCUUGCCCCAGAGGUGAAAGAGUUCAGACGAUUUUCUGAAAAAAGUGACAUAUACAGUUUUGGUGUAUUUCUUCUGGAGUUAGUAAGCGGGCAGGAAGCUAUGAAACUGCUAUCUUCAGACAUCAAUCAAAACCUGGUUGAAUGGGUAUUUAGCAGUUCUCUCAUACUGCUGAUGCGCUACAUAAUGCUUAGAUACAGAAAUAUAUCACUUCAAAACAUACCAUUUGGAUUAGAAUCAUGCCUGUCUGAUUAGUUCAUGAUAUGACACAUGUAUACAAAGGUGUUGAAGAGGGAUUAAAUUGCAUUAUGUUAGAAAAUUCAAUGACCUAGAUGAUAUUCCUGUUGGAUUGUAGAAAAAUGUAGUUGCAUCUGAUAUGUUGUUUGUUCUUUUCAAGGUGCAAAAUUAUCAGGACUCUGGCAAUAUUAUAACCAUCAUUGAUCAAAGGUUAGGGAAUAGUUUCACAACCGAAGGCAUGGAAGAGUUCAUACAGUUAAUUUUAAGAUGCGUGGAGCUUUCUAGUGAGAGACGGCCUGCCAUGAGCUAUGUGGUGAUGGAACUGGACCGGAUACUUGAGAAAGAAAUGAGCUUGACCACAAUCAUGGGGGAAGGAACCCCAGUUGUGACCCUUGGAAGCCAGCUUUUUAGGGCUUCAAAAUAAAGGAAACAAGGAUUUAGUUCGAUUGCCUUGAAAUUGUUGAGUGUGAUAUGUUAAUUUUUUGAGAGCACCACAGAAGAAGAGAUCCAGCUGUUUGAUAAGUGUAUAAAGAGCAGCUGCAUUAUUUUUUUAUUUUUUUCCCCCGUCAUAAAUGUGUGUGGAAAUGUUGCUGUAAACCAUUGUUUGCUGUUAAUAUCCAAGUAAAGCUUGAAGUUGG